Molecule: messenger RNA, 2754 nt
Organism: Tuber aestivum (summer truffle)
Lineage: Eukaryota; Fungi; Ascomycota; Pezizomycetes; Pezizales; Tuberaceae
Source: the annotation of a GenBank genome assembly
GGCGUAGCACGAUGUCACGGGUUGUAAUGAAUUGUACUCGCAAGUUACCGGGAUUUCGAAGUUGCUGCUCCAAGGCGCCAGAUUGGAUACACGGUACGGAUAUCACACUUAUAACUUAACACACACGGAAGGGUCAGUCAUCCAUCCCCAAGCCCCCGGGUCCCCCAGUACGGACGGCCAUGGAACAAAACACCCAAGCCGCGACCGCCCACAUCGCUGGUAAGAAUUUUGCCUUGAGCCCUUGACAUACCCCCGGCGUUGGCGAGAUUUUUCCCCUACAGUUCUCGGCUGAUCGCAAUGGAAACCCCACGUAUAGCGCCUAGCAAGAAGAAGGGGAAUAGGAAGAGGAAGAAUGGUGGGAAUACCGGCGGGAGACCUACAACUACACCUCAUCAGGGCGGCCCAAACUAUAGAGCCGACAAUGACAGUGAGGUCGAAGUGGCUGACGAAGCACACAGCCCAUCUAGAGCUACGGUUGUUCGCUAUCCUUGCACUGAUCUCAGAAGCAUUUACUAAUAGCUGUGAUAGAGCAGCACAAAAAAAGAAGUGCCGAAUACCCCCAAAGGCCUUUCCUUAGCGUUCGAUGUCGAUGGAAGUGAUAACGAGACUGCUGUGAAUCAUACGGGGAGCAGUGACGCCGCAAGCGCAAGAUUGCGAGAAGAGUUGGAAAGGGAAAAGAGGAGAGCUAGAGAGCUGGAAGAAUUGGUGGAAAGUAUGAAGAAGGAUGCUGCGAAGGUGAGGGAGCCAGAGGGUCCUGGGUCCGUGAAGGAACCAGGGGCUCAAAAUUCGCUCAAAAAACACAUUGAGGGUCUGGAAAUGGAGCUCUCAAGACGGCAAGCAGAAGCCUCAGCACUCCGCAGAUCUCUUACGGAUCAGAAGGAGGCGAGUGCAAAGGAUCUAGAUGACACAGAAAAACUGCUAGCCAAGGUGCAAGAAGAAAAGCAGACUCUCGAUACACAGUACAAGACGCUACUUGGCCGAGUAGCAACCAUCAAGAGUACCCUUGGUGAGAGGCUGAAGUCGGAUGCCGUAAGUAGGGAUUAGCUUGCGAGUUCAGAGCAUUGAAGCUGAUCCUCUGAUGUACAGGAAGAACUUGAGCGCUGUAGAGGCAUGGUGGAGGAGCUAGAGGACCAAAACCGAAGUCUUAAUGAGAGCAUCAAAGAUCUGCAUGGCCAGCUGGGGAGAUCGCAAGAGACCAGUAAGGAAGCCUCGAAGGAGUUAACUAUUCUCCGGAACCGCAUGAACCUUUCUCAACAGAACUGGGCAAAGGAACGGGAGGACCUGAUUAGCGCAGAACAGUUUUUGCGUGAAGAAUAUGAAACUACUAAGCACGCUAUGCAGGAUUGGGAAGUCAUUGCCCUUGAGGAGCGAGCCGUUCGCGAGUCGUUGGGAGAGCGGCUCAUUGAGCUUGAGGAUCAGAUAUCCACCCAGAAAGCAGCAUAUGUUAAGGCUGUCGCAGAGAAAGAGAGGGAAUCUAACGCAGCCGCUGGUCUACAGAGAUCCCUGCAAGAUAUACAAAAUGGUGUGUGAGCUGCUACUUUUUCCUGAAUCUCUUUUUUCUUUUUUACUGACAUGGGGGGGAAGCUCGUAAACAAGAGCUUAGGGAGGUUGUUGAGAGUACGCAAGCUCAAAUAUCUCAACUCAGCCAGAAAGGAGAGAUCCUGGAGAAACGUACGAAAGAAGUAGAGGUACGGUUCGGACAAAAUCAUAAACUACUGCGGAUAUGACUGACCAGGACCAUAGUCCCAACUGCUCCAAGCACAAAAAGACUUUGAUCGUGUUUCACCCUUUGAAAAGGAGGUUAAGGAAAAGGGUCUUUUGAUCGGGAAGCUUCGGCAUGAAGGUAUAUGUCGUGUCAUGCAUAUUUCAUACGGAACAUAUCCUAACGCAUAUUAUGCUGAACUAGCCGUUACAUUGAACGACCAUCUGCGGAAAGCUCUUCGGAUGCUCAAGCGUGACAACGCGGACGACAAGAUUGAUAAGUAAUUGACUGAAAAUCCCAUGCUCAUGCUCGUAAUAAUGCUCGCUAAUAUGGACAUAGGCAACUAGUUACCAAUGUCUUCCUCCAAUUCGUGAGCAUUCAGCGAGGUGACACGAAGAAAUACGAAGUACUGCAGUUAAUCGCUUCUGUCCUUGAUUGGAAUGACGGUAUGACACUCCCCCACUACCUCUAGUUAUGCUUACUGAAUAAAUCUCCUUCCUUGACAGAACAACGUGAAAAGGCUGGGUUGGUUCGCCCAGGCACUGCAGCAAAUUCCUCCUCCAAUACUACUCUCAAGACACCUCCGUUAACCCUGUUCCAUCGCUCCCCAAGCACACCUACUCUCGGCGACGCGUAUGAUGGAAGUAAGGACGUAAGUUUCCUGAUAUACCCACUAGUUUUGCUCUUCCAGAUUAUCUUACCCGCUUCUAGUUAUGGACAUCCGUGUUUGGCUCCGAAAAGGCAUGAUUUUAUUCCUCUUCGUCUUAAUAUUCUCAGCUUCCCACUGUAACAUUCUGCACUCUGUAAAUAUACUGGGGAUAUAAAUAGGAGUUCAUGGACUUGUUGCUAGCUGUUUAGUUUUGUUUUUCCCUCCUUCUCCUUGCCACUGUAGCAUGUGUGUUUCUCUGGCUUCUGUUUUUUUCUUUUUCUUUCUUCCCUCGGAACAUUGCUUGGACAGCCAAUGGCUUCAUGAUCUAUUAGACUGCUCUAUCAGGGCGCUCUCCCAGUUCCCAUGUGAGAGCGGCUCGCAAUAAUCACAAACCCAUGGGCGG